Knipowitschia caucasica is the source of this 3774-nucleotide messenger RNA. The record is from the annotation of a GenBank genome assembly. Lineage: Eukaryota; Metazoa; Chordata; Actinopteri; Gobiiformes; Gobiidae.
AUGUGCGACAGGAGGAAGACAGACGUGCGCCGCUCUUGGCUCAAACUCGCCCCUGGAGCCACCGAGGUCCCGCUGAGCUCUCACGGAUCACCGUCUCACAAGUGGCGAGUCGGGGGCUGGGUGGGGAGCCUGUGCCUGAAGCUCAAAGAGGUCGGCAUGGACGGCAAAAGCACGCUCAAGAUGUUUACCAGAAAGAAGCGCGAAUUGAUAAAAACUCCAUCUAUCACGAAGAGGAGCCGAGCAGGAAGCCCCGGGCCACAGAGCAGCGCCCCAGCCAGAGUCAAGAAAAAUGAUCCUAAAAGCAAAGAAAAACUGGACAUAUUGCCCAGCAAGCACAGUACAUGGCUUAAACAGCUAUCCAUUCUUCAGGAGCAGCCUCGUAAAGAUGCUGUGGACGGCGCACUCUCCUCUUCGCCAAGUGCAUCCACGCUCUCCCCGAACACUGCCGGCCUGUUGGACCCCUCCACAUCCUGUCCCGGGACCCCCAGUGUCGGCAGAAUACAGGGCAUGAGUUCUCCUGUGGGGACCCUGCGGAGGCCCACGUCUCUCAGCAGACAUGCAAGUGCAGCAGGUUUUCCCUUGCAGUCGUGGGUGUUCACUCGGGGCCAGGGAAAAGGUGCUCUGACGCCCACUGCUCCGGCUGACAGCCCUGAGAGCACUGCUCUGGACGUGGAGGACAUCCCAGCUCUGCUCAGAGAUGUGGCCCGCUUUGCUGAGGCCGUGGAGAAACUCAAGGAUGUGGUGAUGGUCGAAGGUGAAGAAAGCCAGCGUCCCGUAGCUCACGAGUGUUUGGGUGAGGUGCUGCGGGUGCUGCGUCAGGUCAUCAACACGUACCCACUGCUCAACACUGUGGAGAUCCUCACCGCGGCCGGAAAUCUCAUAUCCAAAGUUAAAGGUUUCCACUAUGAGGCCCCCAAUGAAGCCGGAAAAAUGGACUUUGAGAAAGCCAUUGAGACUAUAGCAGUCGCCUUUAGUAGCAAUGUGUCUGAACUGCUCAUGGGAGAGGUGGACAGCAGCACACUGCUCUCUCUGCUGCCCACGGAGAAGAGUAGGUCAAUGGAAAACUUGUGCGCUGCUGCUGGAUCAGACGGUAGUCAGUUCAGAGGGGAGUUGCAAGACCCGGGACGCGUUGAAGCGGUGGAUGUGAUCCUUCAGCACAGUGAGGGCGGCGUGGACUCUGCUCUGCUCUACGCCAAAACAGUCUCCAAAUACAUGAAGGACCUGAUCAGCUACGUGGAGAAGAGGACCUCGCUCGAGAUGGAGUUUUCAAAGGGUCUCCAGAAAUUAUACCAGUCCUGCAAACACAGCAUCACACAUCCGCACAUGCCUCUGUUCUCCAUCUACUCACUGGCCUUGGAGCAGGACCAGGAGCAGAGCGUGGGACUGCAGCAGGCCAACGCCACUCUGCACAGCCAGACCUUCGUUCAACCAUUGGUGCAACGUAAACAGGAACAUGAGAAGAAAAGGAAGGAUAUCAAAGAUCAGUGGAUUCGAGCUAAAAGGAAAUUGAUGGAGUGUGAGGUGAACUUGAAGAAAGCGAAGCAGUCCUACACGGUCCGUUGUGAGGAGCAUGAAAAGGCCAAAGCAGCAGCGAGUCGAGCCGAGGAGGAGGGAGCAGGGUCCACCGCCAAAACUGUAGAGAAGAAAAAACGCCUGGAGGAUGAGGCUCGCAACAAGGCUGACGAAGCAGAGGCCACGUACCGGACAUGUAUUGCAGACGCCACAGCACAAAGGCUGGACCUGGACCACACAAAGGUCACUGUGCUGCGACAACUGCAGGACGUCAUCAAACAGAGCGACCAGACGCUACGAUCGGCAACAAUCUCAUACUACCAGCUGAUGCACAUGCAGACAGUGGCCCUGCCAGUGCACUACCAGACUCUGUGUGAGAGCAGUAAACUGUAUGACCCGGGACAGCAGUACGCUGCUCACGUCAAGGAUCUGCAGCUACCGGAGCAGCCCCCCGUCCUGUACACGUUUGAGGCUUACUCCCCCAGUUCCUCACACCAUGGCCACAGGCCCAGAAAUGACAGCUUCAACACAGAGCCUCCAAGUCACUCGGAAAGUCCAGCCACUCUACAGGACAGGGAGGCUGAAGCACAGAGAAAGAGACAGGGACAUAAAUCCUGGAGCUCAACAGUGAGUGACGACAGUGUUGGUGGAGAAGGCCUGGAUUCUCCCACUGCUAGCACAAGUGAUAUCAGUAAAAUCCCUCGAACAUCCUCUACAUGCACGGUCUCAUCAAACGAGGAUGCAGAUGAAAAAGAUGGAAAUGUUGCUUCAUUUGAAGCUCCAAAUUUAAAUGGUAUGGAUCCUGAUGUGGUAGUGUCCACAAGACCAUUUCGAAAUAUUGGUUUGUCUAAAGCUGCUCAAACACACAGACUCAGGAAACUCAGGACUCCAUCAAAGUGCCGUGAAUGUGACAGUUAUGUGUAUUUCCAGGGAGCAGAGUGUGAGGAGUGUGUCCUGGCCUGUCACAAGCGCUGUCUGGAGACUCUGGCAAUCCAGUGCGGCCACAAGAAGCUGCAGGGCCGUCUGCAGCUCUUUGGGAGGGAGUUCUCUCAAGUGGCCAACUGCGCCAGUGACGGAAUCCCCUUCAUCAUCACCAAAUGUAUCUCGGAGAUUGAGAGGAGGGCACUUAAAAUGAAGGGAAUUUAUAGAGUCAAUGGAGUAAAGACCCGUGUGGAAAAGCUUUGUCAGGCCUUUGAGAAUGGAAAAGAGCUGGUGGAGCUGUCCCAGUGCUCUCCUCAUGACAUCAGCAACGUCCUGAAACUGUAUCUCAGACAGUUGCCAGAACCAAUACUGCCGUUCCACCUGUAUAAUCACUUGAUGGGGCUGGCGAAGGAGAGCCUGCACAGUGACAGUGGAGAAGAGUCCUGUGGUCCCGCUGUUGGAAAAGGCCCAGAGCUGGUUGACCUCGGCCCAGACACCAACCCCGAGAUCCUAAAUCUCAUUGAAAAACUGAAGGGGCUUCUGAAGCAGCUGCCCAAGGCCAACAUUGCUACGCUGCGCUACAUCGUACGCCACCUCAGACGGAUUUCUGAGCUGGAGGAUGAUAACAAGAUGAGUCCUAGUAACCUGGGUAUCGUCUUUGGGCCGUCUUUGAUGCGACCACGUCCCACUGGAGCCACAAUCUCGUUGUCCUCUCUGGUGGACUAUCCACAUCAGGCCCGUAUCGUGGAGGCCCUCAUUGUGUUCUAUUCAUCUAUCUUUCAGUCCAAGUUAUCAAACAAAUAUGGGCGUUCUGCUUCUAUAUCUGUUGAACCGAGUACUGUAGACGAGAAAAAUGUAAACUCUCACGAUGAAGAGAACCUGAUGGAAGAAGAGAAAAUCAUUGAAGUCAAAACAGAGGAUGGGUGCAGUAGCUCUUUAGGAUCCCUGGGCUCUAAUGAGCAGCUCUCAGACUCUGAGGAGGAGGCCCAGGUGACACUGAGUCGGACUCUGGUCAAACAGGAGAGCGAGGCCAGUCUAGACGAGGACCAGCUCAGCCUUCGGAACAGUUUAGAUAUUUCCAGUGUCUCUGCUUCUCACACCGAUGCUGAAUCAGAAAAAGACGAACCCAUAUGUGAAGAGGCACCUACUCCACCCAACUGUUCCCCCCCAGAAGAUGCCCCAGAUGAGGGAGUCGUAACUUCUUUGGGCAAUCUCAACCUGAAUCAAAAUAACAACUACCCCUUCUCUCCUGUUAAAACCCUGUCAGGCUUUCCUCUGUCCCGUGCUCCCAAGAAGUUACCACUUACAAGGAACAGGGACAGCGAACCUGAGUAUGUCUGA